UGUGUGUGUGUGUGUGUGGAGUGUGUGGAGUGUGUGUAGUGUAUAGGUGUGGAAGUGGAUGUGGACACAGGUGUGUACGUGGGCCUGCAUUUGUGCAUGUGUGGAAAUGGGAGCUAUAGCAGAGGCUUUUCACAUGCAGAUCUGUAUUGACUGGUAAACAGUCCAUGUAAAACAGCACUUGUCCAUAAUGUUCGUCUUGGCUGUUGAAUGCACCAUGUCACAGUUUUGCCUUUUAACACUGAUCCAGGACUAGCUUCCCCUUCCCUUGCAGCCUAACUGAUGUGGAAUGCUUGGAUUUAUUAUGAUAAUGCUAACGAUAAUCUCUAAUUUCAGACUAACCUCAUAUUAAUCAUCAUCCUUUGAUGGCCGGAUGACUGCUGUAGCUUUCAAGACAGCGAGGGGAAUUUCUCAAUAACACUCUGCUCACACACCUCAUGAUUAGCAAAUGCCAUUAGCAAUGAUCUGUGCAUGCUAACAUGCUACUGUAGCAGCAGCAGCAGCAGCACUGUACACAACCACAAGUGCAUCGCUCCCCAGAUGUACUGUAAUCACUGUGAUGAGUUCACACUGUGGGAUGUGAAGGUAGGUGCCACUCUGCUUGGGCUGUGUGAAUUAGCAAACCAAGCAGACAUUGUUCCUCAUCAGUGGCUUGAUUUCAUAAGCUAUGCCAUUAUGAAAGCCACAAAAAAAAAAAAAAAACUGGUCCUGGAUCAGUUUGUCAUGGCAAUCUUAGAAGGAGCUGGCAUGCAAGAAGGUGUGCUACAAAAAUGCCUGUACCUCACUUUUUAUUUAAAUUUUACGCAACUGUAGCUCCUAUGUCCAACACCUUAACGUGCUGUUGGAUUUAAUUUGGGUGACUGAGGAAGAUUGUACUAUGCCAGUAUAUCCACACACUGCUGUGUAUAUACAUCAUGUCAAUUUGAAUGGCCCCUUUGGAAAGCCUAUCAACCUCACCUAGCCAUGCACUCUAGGCGAAUAGCUGAUAGGUUGCAAAAAAUAUAUACAUUUUUUGCAAGUUUUACCAAAAAAUCACUCCACCCUCCACGCCCCCUAGACCACCCUCUUCCUCUCCCUUGUUCUCCCGCCCCUCCCUCUGUUCCAUCCCUGCCUUCUCCUUUACCCCCCAUUAGCCCUUUCCUCUACUCCACUGCCCUGCCUACCUUAUUCCUUCUCCUCUUGUUCCCUUCAUCUCCCUUCAUAUGCUCGAGGCUGGCAAGGACAAAGACGCUCACCUUACCUGUGGUGCUUCCAUUUGUUGAGUCAUGGAUGAGGAAGGGAGGGACAGAGAGAGAGAGAGAGAGAGAGAGAGAGCGAGAGUGUGAAGCUAAGUAGUUCAACUGAAACAUAAAAUUUCAGGAUCAGGCAAUCAGUUCACUGACGUUUAUUUAUUUUCCCGUCUCUUUAUGUUCAAUUUAUUUUUUCCUUUUAUUCUCUCUGUCUGGGUCAGCAGCACUGUAUCUCUCAGCCUAACCAACGUCAAAGUUAUGCAUGUCAAACAGAGGACCAAGAAGACAGUUAGUUUGAACCCUAAGGACCUCAUAUACUGUAGGAACAAAGAUGUAAAAGUCCGGCUUCAGAAAGUAAAAGUCCUGCCAUGUAUUGUUUCUACCUGUGCACUUAACACAUGUGAUUUCAGUAAUUAUCUGAUCUACCUGGCUUAAGAGUUGUGCUAAUUAAAAUCAGCUCAUUAAGUGAAUGGUUGAAACAAAAAUGGCAGGCCUUUUACUUUCUGAAGACGUACUUGUACACCUCUGUUUAGAAACCAUCUCAAACAGGCAGUAAGAUCAGGCAUGUGACACAGAUAGGGUCUCAGUACAGAGCCGGUUGGACUCAACAAAUGUCUGAAUGAUAUCACCAUUAUUAUGAACAUAGCAUGCAUGUCCCAGCCGACCAAUUAUGCUUAUGCUAGCUUUGGGACUAGGUGUCCUAAAAUUGACAACGUGUCCCAAUUUGCCUGCCUGUAUGCUGGUUUUCCAGGCUGCUAAGGUAGCUGGGUAAUAUCCUCAUCUGUAAUCUGGCAGCCAUUUUGGAUCCAAAAAGCCACUGACUUGACCAAGGCUGUGGCUAAGUCUGUUAUGCAUCACAGCUUCCCUUUACUUGCUUGAACUGUGAGAGCGAGGGUUGUCCCCAGGUCCCAGGGAUGUCCCAAUCCAUAAGUGGAGACAGGAGCAACCCCUCCGCUAUUGAUCCAGUCAAGCCACGGCCCUAGGAAGGGCUGCCAAAGCACCUGGCUCCCUGACCUUGGGUUUAGCAUGCAGUGAAGGGAGGCUCAGGCUGAGCCACAGUCAAUGCCAGAGAUCGCCCCGACUAGGCGUGAGACCCCCGAACUUGUCCAGGUGUUCGUGUGAGUGACUGUGUGUGGAGAAACAAGUGAUAUCUGUCUGUUUUUGAUGUCACCGAAGAUAUCAAAACCAGCUCAAGUGUGAUCUUGUGGUUUUUUCCAGUCUCAUAGCAAAAACUAUAUCUCCACAGACUGCUCCCAUAGUACACAUCUGGAACUAUUAGUUAUGCAGAAGAGAGCAGGUUCUGACUGGUUGCUUUUCUAUUUGUUGGACGAUUCGCUCCAAGGAUAAUUGCCAAAUAAGCGAUAACAAUUACUGUAUCUUAUCUAGAUCUUUAACAAGCUUAUCUUUAGAUAAACAUGGACUUUCAGCAUGAAAUAUCCUGAAAACACCAAUAACCUUGGGACAAAUGAGGUGCUACAGAGCUUAUCACUGCAUGUAAGACAUUGUAAAUUGAGUAGCCUCAGGCCUUUAACCAUUGGUCUAAAAACAUGUAAGGAUUAACUUGAGUGUUGCAUGUUAGGAGAUAAUGGACUCAGGUGUGACAAGGUAAGUAGAUAGAUGUGACACAUAUGCUUUUAUUCUCUUCCCAGCCAUCAGGGGCCCCUCUUUUACUGUCCUCUCUCCUUAUUCCUGUCUGUCUGUCUGUUUGUCUCUCAUCUGGAUGUUUUUGUCCUUCACCAAAACCUCCCUCCCCUUAUGUGUGUGUGUGUGUGUGUGUGUGUGUGUGUCUUCUACUCUUUUUUCUAUGUAUGUUUGUAUGUCCUUCUCUGUCUCUCUUUGUCUCUCCUCUGCCCCUGUUGUUCUGUCUCUUCUUGCUGUCUGACCAUUUCUCGUGUCUCCGCCACUGGUGACCGCAACAGGAGCCUAACCCGAGGGAGCAGCAAAGGGAAAGACAUCAGCACCAUCAAGUCUCUGAGAGUACUGAGGGUACUGCGGCCUCUCAAGACCAUCAAACGGCUACCCAAACUGAAGGCUGUGUUUGACUGCGUGGUGAACUCGCUGAAGAAUGUGCUCAACAUCCUGAUCGUCUACAUGCUCUUCAUGUUCAUCUUCGCUGUGGUCGCCGUGCAGCUCUUCAAAGGCCGCUUCUUCUUCUGCACCGAUGAAUCGAAAGAGUUUGAGCGCGACUGCAGGGGAGAGUACCUGGUGUACAAUGGCAAUGAUGAGGUAAAGGCGCAGAAGCGGGAAUGGAAGAAGUACGAUUUCCACUACGACAACGUGCUUUGGGCCCUGUUAACUCUCUUCACCGUGUCCACUGGAGAGGGGUGGCCGACUGUUCUAAAACACUCGGUGGACUCCACUUUUGAGAACCAGGGCCCGAGCCCGGGGUACCGGAUGGAGAUGUCCAUCUUUUACGUGGUGUACUUCGUUGUCUUCCCUUUCUUCUUCGUCAACAUCUUCGUGGCUCUCAUCAUCAUCACCUUCCAAGAGCAAGGAGACAAGAUGAUGGAGGAAUACAGUUUGGAGAAGAACGAGAGAGCCUGUAUCGACUUUGCGAUCAACGCCAAGCCCUUGACGCGCCAUAUGCCGCAGAACAAGCAGAGCUUCCAGUACCGCAUGUGGCAGUUUGUGGUGUCACCGCCGUUCGAGUACAGCAUCAUGUCUCUGAUCGCGCUCAACACGGUCGUCCUCAUGAUGAAGUAUGAUGGCGCUCCUGAUGCCUAUGAAAAAACCCUGAAGAACCUGAACAUAGUGUUUACCACACUCUUCUUCAUGGAGUGUGUGCUCAAGAUCAUCGCCUUUGGUGUCCUGAAUUAUUUCAUGGAUGCCUGGAACAUUUUUGAUUUUGUUUCUGUGCUCGGGAGCAUCACAGACAUUAUAGUGACGGAAUUUGUGAAUGCGAAUAACUUCAUAAACCUGAGUUUCCUGCGGCUCUUCCGAGCUGCUCGACUCAUCAAGCUCCUCAGGCAGCAGGAGACCAUUCGCAUCCUGCUCUGGACCUUUGUGCAGUCCUUUAAGGCUCUUCCAUAUGUGUGCCUGCUUAUUGCCAUGCUGUUCUUCAUUUAUGCCAUCAUCGGGAUGCAGUUGUUUGGUAACCUGGCUCUGGAGGAGGAGAAUGCCAUCAACGAACACAACAACUUCAGAACCUUCAUCAUGGCCCUCAUGCUGCUCUUCAGGAGUGCCACGGGUGAGGCGUGGCAUGAUAUCAUGCUGGCAUGUCUGGGCGGCAAUCCUUGUGACCCCGACUCGGGCAACACCAAGCCUGAGUGCGGCAGCAACAUGGCCUACGCCUACUUCGUCUCGUUCAUCUUCUUCUGCUCCUUCCUGAUGUUGAACCUGUUUGUGGCCGUCAUCAUGGACAACUUUGAGUACCUGACCCGGGACUCAUCCAUCCUUGGCCCACACCACCUGGAUGAGUAUGUGAGGAUAUGGGCCGAGUAUGAUCCCGCAGCCUGCGGGCGCAUUCAUUACAAGGAUAUGUACAGUUUAUUACGAGUAAUCGACCCCCCUCUUGGUCUGGGCAAGAAAUGUCCACAUAGAGUGGCCUGCAAGAGGCUGCUGCGCAUGGACUUGCCGGUCGCCGACGACAACUCGGUGCAUUUCAACUCCACUCUCAUGGCCUUGAUCCGUACUGCCCUGGACAUCAAGAUUGCAAAGGGGGGCGCAGACAAACAUCAGAUGGAUGCAGAGCUGCGCAAGGAGAUGAUGGCCAUCUGGCCCAACCUGUCCCAGAAGCACCUGGACCUCUUGGUCACUCCGCACAAGUCAGCGACAGACCUGACGGUGGGGAAGAUCUACGCGGCCAUGAUGAUCAUGGAGUACUACCGCCAGAGCAAGGCCAAAAGGCUCCAGGCUCUCCGUGAGGAGCAGGUACCGAACCGAACGCCGUUAAUGUUUCAGCUCAUGGAGCCAUCCCCAACCCAGGAAGGGGGACAACCGGGGGUCAACGGGGUCCCCCAGAUUCAGCAGGAGCCAAUCAACAGUCUACCUCCUGUGGGUGACAUGACAGAGAGCCAGUCCUGGGUGACGGCUAAAGACCAGGAAAUGUUCCAGAAAACGGGCAACUGGAGCCCCGACCAGCCCUACCCUGAUGACACCCGCGACAACCGUCACAAUCCACAGACGGUAGAGAUGAGUGAGAUGGGGCGGGACGGUUACUCGGACACUGAGUCCUAUCACCCAAUGGAAGGGCAUGGGCGGACCAUCUCCAUGCCCCGCCUCUCAGCAGACAACCAAACCAUCACAGACAACAGUCCGCUGCGGCGCUCCACCUCGUCUCUGGUGCACGGGCGCUCAGGGCGAGGUGUGCGUCUAGACGACUACUCGCUGGAACGCGUGGUGUCCGAGGAGGGCAGCCAGCGACACGGGCACCGCCGCCGCGACCGGGACCGCAACCACAGCCACCGCGCCUCCGAGAGGUCGCUGACACGCUACACCGACGCCGACACGGGCCUGGGCACAGACCUGAGCACCACCACCCAGUCGGGUGACCUGCCGCCCAAGGAGCGGGAGCGAGAGCGUGGGCGUGCCAAGGACCGGCGGCACCCCCAACCCCACCACCACCACCACCACCACCACCACUCGUCCUCUAUGGACAAGGAGCACUACGCGCCCGAGCGCGGCGACUACCCGCACCACCACGGCCACGACCGCCGCGAGCGACACUGGUCUCGCUCGCCCAGCGAGGGCCGCGACGGCCGCGCGCACCGACAGGGCAGUAGUUCGGUGAGCGGGAGCCCCGUGCCGUCGACGUCGGGGACCAGCACGCCCCGCCGCGGCCGCCGGCAGCUGCCCCAGACCCCGUCCACGCCGCGGCCGCACGUGGCCUUCACGCCGGUGGUGCGCAAGCCGGCUUACGGCUCGCCGGGCCACCAGCCGCCGGGGUCACAACCGCGGCUCCGAUCGCCCUCGCCACGCCACUACUCCCCGCCGCCGGGCCACCCGGACGCCCCCUACCGCGGCCCGCCGUCGCGCCACGCCUCUCCCCACCACCACCACCACGGCUCGCCGCGCUCGCCCCGACACCAACACCACCACCACCACCACCACCAGGGCGGCGGCCGCUGGGCCGGACCUCCCCCGCACCCCCCGUCGCUGUCCCACGAGGGCAGCCUGGAGGGCGACGGGCCUUUCUAUGAGCCCGACUACGAGUACGAGCGCCACCACGAGCCGCCGGCCUACGAGCAGAGCCUGCACGAGGGGGGCAACCCGCACCACCACCACCUGCCGCCAGGCCCGCCGCUGCAGCCGCCGCAACAGCCGCGCUCGCCCAGGACAGCCCGCCAUCACGGAGGAGGAGGAGGAGGUCCCCCGCCAGGGCCCCCGGGGCCACACCCACCGCGGCGCGUGCCCAACGGCUACCGCUCGUCCUCGCCCUCUCCGCACAGGCGCGGCCCCCACCCGCCACCCCCACCCGGGGGCCCCAACCGGCCACACCCCCACAGCCGCGGGCCCCGCAAGGGCCUCCACGAACCCUACAGUGAGACAGACGAGGACGACUGGUGCUAGUGUUCCCCGCCUGAAGCCCGAGGAGGAGGAGGAGGAGGAGGAGGAGAGAGAGAGAGAGAGAGAGAGAGGGGGUUUGAUUGUAA
Alosa alosa (allis shad) is the source of this 6817-nucleotide messenger RNA. Its product is annotated as voltage-dependent P/Q-type calcium channel subunit alpha-1A-like. The record is from RefSeq and is a predicted model, not a curated record. Gene Ontology annotation, biological process: chemical synaptic transmission; calcium ion import across plasma membrane. The coding region runs from base 2982 to 6734 and encodes 1250 amino acids. Gene Ontology annotation, cellular component: neuronal cell body; voltage-gated calcium channel complex; membrane. Gene Ontology annotation, molecular function: high voltage-gated calcium channel activity. NCBI's taxonomy places the organism in Eukaryota, Metazoa, Chordata, Actinopteri, Clupeiformes, Clupeidae. The transcript has 24 exons.